Purpureocillium lilacinum is the source of this 1779-nucleotide messenger RNA. RefSeq lists its product as uncharacterized. NCBI's taxonomy places the organism in Eukaryota, Fungi, Ascomycota, Sordariomycetes, Hypocreales, Ophiocordycipitaceae. The record is from RefSeq and is a predicted model, not a curated record.
AUGCCACCGAGAACACCAGGCCGCAGGGCCGAGGAAGUCAUGAUGGACGGUGCAGACGAGGUCUCGACGCCCGUGGCGCUGUCUAUGAGGGACAUGUCUGCGAUACUCAACACUACGUCGAGCCCUGUUUCUCCGGGCCAGUCGAGUCCCGAGCUGGAGCAGGCAAAACCGGCCGAUUUUUUGCCCCCAGCACGACCGAGCAGCACGCCUUUCUCCCAUCCUGAGAACCGAAACCCACACACAUUCUCCCUCGACGACCGGGAUGUCGACUGCCAGUCGGCCCUUACCGACAAGGCGCCCGCCAUGCCGCAUGAUGAAGCGCACGAUGAGCCCGUUCUCGGUCACCUGCACGAGACCCAGUUCCAGCAACUACCCAUAGAGGUACACGAGGGCAUCAUCGACCAUCUCUUCGGAUUCUGCAUCUCUCCUACCUCUAGCAGCGCCAUGAAAAUCUCUAGCCUGACUAAGUGCUGGGCUACUGCACUCCGUCACUCGCGCCGACGGGAGCUGUCCAACCUGGCUCUCGUCAACCGCCGGUGGACCUUUCUGAUCCAGCAACGACUCUACCGUCACAUCAAGCUGAAAGCGACCAUCGACUACAUCGAGGACGCCAUCAUGCACUUCAGCUGCCACCCGCACCUCGCGAGCUACGUCAAGCAUAUCGAGGUCUGGUUUCCCGUCUUCCAGCCUAGAUACGGCCCCCCGGCAACGUCCAACACACUGGCAUUGCCGACGGUAACCUCCAGCGGCUUGACCAAUGCAACCUAUAUUCUCCCGGACAACAACUGCACUCUCGACGAGAUGUUUCGAUUCGUGACGUUGGCCCUGCCAGAGGCUCAGGUCCUGACGCUCGAGGGUGGAGAGCGGCGCAAGGCGCCCAAGGUGGCUCAUUUUGACAAGCGAGACCCGCCGCAAGGCCCAAAUCGUCCCCUGCACCCCAUUGAGUCUGUCCGCACAUUGGUCACCCGGGGUCAGUGGAAUCUGAUGAGGGACAACGACGACUUUGCCCGGGUGCUUGGCGCGCUGCCGAAUCUCGAAGAGUGGCAAGGUUCGUACAGCAAGCCCAAGUCUAAGAGCUACAUCACGGUCUCGGACUAUAUCCCAUCGCUUCCCACCAAUGUGAAGCGGCUCGGGCUCUGCAUGGAGAAUGACUACCGCCGAGAGGCCAUCACGCCGUCGUUUUAUUCCAAGGUGGCCAUGAGGACACACAUUUGCCUCUCGCUGGGCCACAUCCUGCCACGCCUGGAACACUUCUCAUAUACGGGCCGGAUAUGCCACAAGUGUUUUGACCUUGCCUUGCGCAUGAGCGAUCCCCUGCGGUCGAAGCUUCGAUCCAUUGACGUGACCAUCAAGAAUUGCUGCCGCGACUCCGACGCGGCAACCCAGUACAAUGGAACUGGUUCGGGCAUCCACGAGAUGUCCUUUAUUGAGGCCUUUGAGAAGCUCGUCAUCUCGGCGAUCCGUCUGCUGGCGAAGCACCCACAGCUCCAGUACCUGAGGAUCCGCUUCGUGGAUCUUGACUCCCUCCUGCCGCCCCUCAACCCGUACUUCCUGCUGGCAAAGGGAAAAUGCACUGGGGUGUGGAGUGACGACAUCGUCACCGAGAUGGCAAAAGUCCGUCCCCGCGCCGCCUUUGCCGAACUUUGCGACAACUUUGGCAACAUUGUGUAUAGCAAGGAAGGCAGGAUGGUCAUCUCGCCGGAGUGCCCGCGGGGACGGGUCCUGUCGCUCAAAAUCUGCAACUAUCAGGCGCUCGCCAAUCGGAUGACGAUACAGUGA